Messenger RNA from Portunus trituberculatus (swimming crab), 2057 nucleotides. RefSeq names its product homeobox protein rough-like. Bases 195 to 1562 code for a protein of 455 amino acids. The transcript is spliced from 4 exons. Gene Ontology annotation, cellular component: nucleus. Gene Ontology annotation, molecular function: DNA-binding transcription factor activity, RNA polymerase II-specific; RNA polymerase II cis-regulatory region sequence-specific DNA binding. The record is from RefSeq and is a predicted model, not a curated record. Gene Ontology annotation, biological process: regulation of transcription by RNA polymerase II. NCBI's taxonomy places the organism in Eukaryota, Metazoa, Arthropoda, Malacostraca, Decapoda, Portunidae.
ACCACCACACCUCUGCCCGCCACCACACCCACUGCCCCGUCACACCCAGCUCACUUUCCGCCGCUGGACUCAGUGUGUGAGGCACGUGUGAACCAGUGUGUGAACAGUGAUGCAGUGCGGAGAGUGACUCGCUAUUAACUGUGACCAAAAGACCACCACCUAGACUGACACCGAUCAGCUAACGUUCAUCCUUCAUGGGUGACCACAACACAUCCACCACGCUCACACCCAAGGCGGAGCCUCGCUCAGCUUCCGCCAGCCCACGCCUCGAACUCAAGAUGGAGGCCGCCGAGGAGGACGGCAAGGCACGGCCAACAGAGCUCGAGACACCCACCCGCGAGGAACCAAAAUCCACAUCCACGCCUACGCCUACUCCCACGCCCACGCCACUGGAUCUGAGUCAUCGUGAGACUGACAAGGUGGCCAGCAAACAGAGGCGUUCUGCCGGAGUGACAUUGUUUCCAGGACUGACCAUCACUCCUGGCCGAGGGCGGGGGGAGGACGCGCCCCUUACACCUUCACCGACGCCCUCUCCGCCAGAGCAAUCUUUUCCAAGAUUCCACUUCGGGCGAGGGGGAGCUGCUCCGACAGCUGCCACAACACACCUUCCCAAAACAACCACGUCCACCUCAUCCGCUACCAACAGUUCGCCAUCGUCGCCGACGCUGCAGCGAACACAGGGCCGCUCACAUGACGGUGACGGCGUGGGCGUGGAGUCAUGGUGGUACCCCGGACUGGUGGGAGCCGAGCUGUUUCGUGGCCUGCCUGACCUGCAGCUGCCCUUUCCCGGUUUGCCUGCCUUCCUAGCGCGGCGGCGGCGGCGAGACAACCGCCAGCGGCGGCAGAGGACCACCUUCACCUCCGAGCAGACCCUGCGGCUGGAGAUGGAGUACCACCGCAACGAGUACAUCUCCAGACCGAGGAGAUUCGAGCUUGCUGAGUCACUGGACCUCACGGAGACGCAGAUCAAAAUAUGGUUCCAGAAUCGCCGAGCCAAGGAUAAGCGCAUCGAGAAGGCACACAUGGACCAGCAGUACAGGUGUAUGACCCUGGCCGGAGGUCUGGGAGGCCUGGGUCCUCUCUAUCACCCGGCGUUCUGUGGAAUCUGUACCUACAAACCCCCGUCAGGGCCGCCGCCAGGCUCCGUCCGUGGUUCAGCUGUCUCUCCAUCUUCCAUACUGAGUGGCCCAAAGUCCUCCCCGCCGUCUCUCUUGAGCGGAUCUGCUGCAUCUCCGCCGACUCUCCUCAGCAAUUCCUUGGCGUCCCAGGCUCAAACGCUACCUAUUGGGGCAACGUCCUCAGCUCCUGUACCUCUCGGCCAGUCACCUUCGGCUGCCCUCUCGAUGGGACCUUCCACGUCAUCGAGCCUUGCCAUCGGUCAACUGCCGCCAGUGAAUUUGUCCAUUGGACCACAUCUUCCUGCCUUCCUGAACUCCACAUCUUCCCCUUCCCCACCAGCAACUACCAUCUCCACGGCGGCCACCACCUCCAGCAUCAAGAAGCCAGUCCCACUGCCUGCUUCUACGGCAAGCUUUGUGACACUCCGUGCUCAGGCUUACUGAAUUCAAGUAUACAUUUAUGUAAGUUACACACACCGCUCUCAUCAGCAGUAUACUGCAAUGAGCCAACUGUGUCUGCCAGGCUCAACGCUCAAGUCCAAUCCGGUGUCGCUGAGGCGACUUCACCUUCACACGCCGUUGUUAAUCACCUGGACAUGCACCAGGGCUCCAGUCGCACCACAGACCCUUGACGAUCAUGCAUUCACUUAUAAAACAAGUUACUGUUGACUUCAAUGGCUGCAAGUGCGUUCCUAGUCCACUUUUUUCGUGCGCAAUAUGUUACAUAGAUAUUUUUUUAGUCUAUCAAUGCCAAAGAGAGACAUCCUAAUACGUAACGUCUCUAUGCACUUUUAGCUGGUUAACUAAUAUAAUAUAUAGAUGUUUGUGUUUAAACAUUGUGCACGUUAACAUUUAUAUGUAGUGUUACCUUUUGCUCAUCAAAACUUUACCAAGGUUUUAUUAUAAUGUAUUGACCCGGUAUGACUGGUUCACAAACUG